AUGCUGCCUAAGUUCAACCCCAAUGAGAUCAAAGUCAUGUUCCUGAGGUGCACCAGUGGCGAAGUUGGUGCCACAUCUGCCCUGACCACUAAGAUCGACCCUGGGUUUGUCUCCAAAAAAGUGGUACCUUCUGCCUCUGCCCUCAUCAUCGAAGCCCUCAAGGAAUCACUGAGAGACAGAAAGAAACAGAAAAGCAUUAAACACAACAGGAAUAUCACUUUUGAUGAGAUUGUCAACAUUGCCAGACAGAUGAGACAUCAAUCCUUAGCCAGAGAACUCUCUGGAACCGUUAAAAAGAUCCUGGGAACUGUCCAGUUCGUGGGCUGCAAUGUUGAUGGCCGCCACCCUCAUGACAUCAUAGAUGACAUCAUCAGUGGUGCCGUGGAAAGCCCAGCUAGUUAAAAA
Otolemur garnettii (small-eared galago) is the source of this 405-nucleotide messenger RNA. RefSeq names its product 60S ribosomal protein L12-like. Gene Ontology annotation, biological process: translation. Gene Ontology annotation, molecular function: large ribosomal subunit rRNA binding; structural constituent of ribosome. The transcript has 2 exons. The record is from RefSeq and is a predicted model, not a curated record. Lineage: Eukaryota; Metazoa; Chordata; Mammalia; Primates; Galagidae. Gene Ontology annotation, cellular component: cytosolic large ribosomal subunit; ribosome. Bases 1 to 402 code for a protein of 133 amino acids.